Aspergillus steynii IBT 23096 is the source of this 2713-nucleotide messenger RNA. RefSeq names its product Zn(II)2Cys6 transcription factor. Gene Ontology annotation, biological process: positive regulation of transcription by RNA polymerase II. Gene Ontology annotation, molecular function: transcription cis-regulatory region binding; zinc ion binding; DNA-binding transcription factor activity, RNA polymerase II-specific. Gene Ontology annotation, cellular component: nucleus. The transcript is spliced from 3 exons. Lineage: Eukaryota; Fungi; Ascomycota; Eurotiomycetes; Eurotiales; Aspergillaceae. The record is from RefSeq and is a predicted model, not a curated record. Bases 278 to 2239 code for a protein of 653 amino acids.
CCGAUUUAAUUCCCACUGGCUUCCCAAUCCGCGCAAUCCUGCCGUCGCUGCCCCUCUUUUUUUUUUGUUCUGACUUAUCCUUUUUAUCCUUUUCGUUUCCUGACUUUUCUACCGGGGCUCGUUCUUGUUGAUCCUCCUCGUUAAUUAAAACCGCCGUCUCGCCCCGUCCCCUCCCGCGACUCUUUUCCCAAGCUUCUCCUCGCCGUCUACUCUUCCUUCCCGCCCUCACCAGCCUCUCUCUUCCGUGAGAGAGGUUUCUGCGUGGUCAAUGUUGUCAAUGCAGAAAAGCUCCGCCUUCGUCCUUUCGCCCUCCUCCUCCCUCAACGGCGACCAACAUCGUCCGCAACAGCUGCAUCCUCACCAUCCACACCAUCCGCACCACCCUCAUCAGCAGCAGCAGCAUGCCAUCAUCCCGUCCAACUCCACUCGCCCCGGCAGCAUCUCAGAAAUCCCCGCCUUCGACUACCCGCUGAUGGACGACUCUUCCGUAUCCCAUCGGGCCAGCAUCAGCACCGACGAAAAUUCCAACGACUCGCCCGAAUCCUGGGAUGGCGAGGGUCCCUCCGACAGUUCUCCCGUCGCCGACGUCGAGGUGAAGAUCCACGACAUCACCCAUCCGCUCGCCGUGGCCUCCGCCAAAGCCUUCCAGUUCAGUAUGGUCGCUCCGCACGAUUCGGACCUGUCGAUGGGCGACGUCACGCCCAAGGUCGAGGAGGUGGACGAUGCGGAUGAUUUACAAAGUAUCAAACCUAUGGGUGUGGAUCCCAUGGCCAAUGCGGACUCUACCCAUCCGGAUUCCACGGCUCUUCCCGUCAACGUUCCACGGAAACGUGGGCGACCGCGCAAACAUCCUCUCCCAGCGCCCGGAGGUCAGGUCAAAAUCACCAAAGGUCGAUCCAAGACCGGCUGUAUAACGUGUCGCCGACGGAAGAAGAAAUGUGACGAGACCAAGCCAGCGUGCUUGAAUUGUCAGAAAAAUGCCGUCGUCUGUGAAGGCUAUCCUCCGAAGGAGAUCUGGAAGAGUGGGAAACAGAAGCAGGAAGAUGCAGCUGCCCGAUGCCAAACGAUGAUCUCCCGUGCCCUGCCAUUCCUGAUCGACGGGAUCGAAAGCGAUAUCGAUCGACGCUUUCUGGACCAUUUCGUCUACGGCUUCAGUCGUGUCCUGACGCUGAUCAACGACGACUCCAACCCGUUCAAGGAGAUCCUCCUCCCCAUGGCGACCCAACAUCGCGGCUUGAUGCAUUCCCUCAUGUGUCUGUCGGGGUCACACCUGUCCGGGCUAGAACCCGAGCCGCGAGUUAUCGAGCGUAAAUACCACCAUUUCCAUCGGGCGAUCCGGGAUCUGAAGAGUAAUAUCACGGCGUCGUCGAAAGGUGGGGAAGAGGAGCCGGAGUUGCUGGUGGAAGACCCGAUCAUUGCGUCGACGAUCGCCCUGAGCCUCAAUACGAUCUGCGAGGGAGAGACCAAUGGUGAAUACCGGCCGCAUAUGGAUGCUGCGAGAUACUUGCUGGUGACGCAAAAACCCCGGAACGAGAAGUUCCGACAGUUCAUCGUCGAGUUCUUUCAGUACCACGAUGUGUCCAACUCCAUCACUUCUUUGGACCGACGUCCCGCCCAUCUCAACGGCGACCUGAGACUGCCCGACUUCGUUCCUCAUGCACAGGCCGGGAUGUUUCUGGGGGUGUUCGACGGUCUGUUCAACUAUAUUUCCGAGGUGACCAGACUGCGCGACCGUAUCCGUCAGCGACACAACGAAGGGUACGAACCGGCCGUUGAUUAUCAGAUCCUGAGCGAGGCCGUCUCGAUCGACUCGGCCAUCCGGGCCUGGGAAACAUCCCAUCCCCCCAACACCCCGAACUGGGCCCUGGCUCAGCUGUAUCGGCAAUCCACCUGGGUCUACCUAUAUCGCACGAUCCGGCCCUCGCGACCGAGCGAGAAAAUUGCCCGAGUGGUGGACGACGGUCUCUCCUUUCUGGAUCAGCUGCCACGCGAUGCUGGUGCCUACAGCAUCGUGCUGAUGCCGCUCUUCUUGCUGGGAUGUUCUGCAUUCGUGCCCGAGCAGCGGGAGCGGAUCCAGAAGGGAUUCGAUUCGCUCAAGGCCUACUCCAACCUGCGCAAUAUUCAGCCGGCACUGACCGUGGUGGAAAAAGUGUGGGAGGUGAUGGACAGCGACAUUGAAGACAGCUGGGACUGGGAGAAAAUCAUCAAGUCCAUGAACAUGGAUUUUCUCAUCACUUGAGACGGGCUGUGGCAAUUAUCUACUGCGGACGUUGCAUUUUACGUGAUUGCAUAUUAACGAGGUGCUGGUUAUGAUUUGUUUUCUUUUUUUUUUCGAUUCUUCUUUCUUCGUGAUGAAUCUUCGACGUGGACUGGUUUUCAACCAAUCCUCUGCAGAGUCACCACCAGAAGGUGGUGACUUCGGCGUUGUGUCAAUGCAUGCAUGUCAUCAUUUCUCUUCUCCUGUCUCUAUUUAUAUGGGCCACCCUUUUUUCUUUUAUUUCUGGAUUGGAUAUGGCGAUGGAACUGGGAUUGGAUGGAAUUGGCAGUGAACAGGGCCAAAGGACGAGGGAUCAUAUACUUCUACGCAGACCGGCGUCAGGCAUGGAAUUUGCAGUGCCUUUCUCGUAUAUUAUUCUUGUCCAAAGCACCCACGGGAGUCAUGACGGGGGAAAUUGGGAUUGUAUUUCUAGGUGUAUGUGUUAAUGAUUGGAAG